This is a messenger RNA of Priapulus caudatus, 1735 nucleotides long. RefSeq names its product myosin regulatory light chain sqh-like. Gene Ontology annotation, cellular component: cytoplasm; myosin II complex. The record is from RefSeq and is a predicted model, not a curated record. Gene Ontology annotation, molecular function: myosin heavy chain binding; calcium ion binding. Bases 122 to 637 code for a protein of 171 amino acids. NCBI's taxonomy places the organism in Eukaryota, Metazoa, Priapulida, Priapulimorpha, Priapulimorphida, Priapulidae. The transcript is spliced from 7 exons.
AUCUUGGCGCUCGGGAUGCGGUUGUAGCACUUGCUGGAUCUGCGUCCUGAGGUGUCGGUGCUUCAACACAACAGACAGACCGCCAGUAAGCCACGCUUAGAAACCAACCAACCCAAGCAUAAUGGCUAGCGACAAGGUUGAGAAGAAGAAGGGUGGCGCCAAGAAGAAGGCCCAGAGAGCCACCAGUAAUGUCUUCUCUAUGUUCGACCAGAGGCAAGUGCAGGAGUUCAAAGAGGCGUUCACAAUGAUCGACCAAGACAGAGAUGGCUUUAUCAGCCGGGAGGACUUGGCAGCCAUUUUCGAUUCGUUAGGCCGUCAGCCAAAGACGGAGGAGCUUGAUGAGAUGCUUGCUGAGGCACCAGGACCCAUCAACUUCACCAUGUUCUUGACACUAUUCGGUGAAAGAGUACAAGGAUCCGACCCGGAGGAUGCCAUAGUGAAUGCAUUCAAAAUGUUCGACCCAGAGAACAAGGGUGCGAUCCCGGCAAAGAGGCUCAAGGAGCUUAUGCUUGGAAUUGGCGACAGAUUCGAUAAGGAUGAGUUUGAUCAAUUCAUCAAGACUGCGACAAUCAAGGAUGGAAAGUUUGACUACAAGGCGUACGCGCACGUACUGACGCACGGUGAAGAAGAUGUGUAAAGCCUACCACCACCAAAUAAAUCGCUCGCCGCGUACUGAGCAUGAACUGAGGAAUAGCACUCGUUCAUACCUUCUCGAUAUCCAACUCCAAUAUUGUUCAUGAUUCUAAAACUCAUCAUCUUGUACCGAACUUUGUCAUCAAAUUAACAAAUAUUUAUUUCAAUAAAUUACAGAAUCGCUUCUGGAACCGAACUGUUUGCAACUUGCCGUUAUAAGUUGCCUGUUAUAUUACCGUACUGUGUUUCGCUGAGAUGUAAUAGAACAAUGCACAGCGGCAUGUGCGCAUAUGUAAACUCGGGUUUCCAGCAACUAGUCGUGGAAUGGUCAGAUGUGAUUUUUUCAAGGUACUAUGCUCAGUGCGUUAAAAUUCUGUAAACUUCCGGCCACGAUCGAUUCAAUCAAAUAUUGUCACAAUCCUAACAGCGGAUUUGAUAUUAAAACAUCAGUUAUGCACUUAAAAUUUAACAUGUUGUUGAAGCACAAUGGCAUAUAAUUCCGAGCAGGUUUUAGUUACAAUCCCAGGAAUAAGUACUGAUCCAAGCGGGAGUCGAUGCGGGUGUAAUAGCUCUGCAGCCUGUAGAACAAUAAUACCCCGAAGCUUGUCGUAUGUGGACACUGCUCACAACAGUCAGAACAUAGCGCGCCACACAUCUGCCUCUGCUGGCGCCACCUGCUGUGCUGGGCAGUCACCACAUAUGCAGCGACAAUAUCUGCUACCAAAGCGCUCGGCCUCGCAAAGAGAAACCUAAAUAGCAUUCAGAACCAUAUAUUUGUGCUAACAAAUAAGUCAAAUGCCGCUGAAUUUUCCGAAAGACCCCGUCAGUGACUGAAAUAACUUCUACCUUAAUGAAAUGUUUUCACAGCGGUGGAAUAUCAAUUGCUUAAACAUGUCGCUUGGUGAGAAAACAGACGUUUUCUCCCAACAUUUGGUGCAAAUCCAUUGCUUUGCUUUCUCUCUGUUACUGUACGUGUUGUUGUGUGGACGCAGUACUUGCGAUGAGUAGACUCAAACUAUGUUAGAACGUAGGGACUGUUGUAUAUGUAUGUAAAAAUAAGUGAAAAUUUUUCAGUAAAUUACCUGUGCACGGUUAAAAAAAA